This is a messenger RNA of Morchella sextelata, 216 nucleotides long. RefSeq lists its product as uncharacterized. Lineage: Eukaryota; Fungi; Ascomycota; Pezizomycetes; Pezizales; Morchellaceae. The coding region runs from base 1 to 216 and encodes 71 amino acids. The transcript is spliced from 4 exons. The record is from RefSeq and is a predicted model, not a curated record.
AUGUGUGUGGUUAAAGGCUGGCAAAAGGUUUCCACUGGAAGAACAGCUCAUUGCAAUUCCUACUGGACGAACCAGAUUUCUGGAAUAAUCGAGACUCUACGUCACUGCACAUUGCGAAGAACCUUUUACAGUGAUUACCGAUCUCGCAACCUAUUCACAUACCCCACCUACCUCGGACACUUUACUCUUCUUUUGCAAACUAUAGGAAGAGUUUGA